AUGACUUCAGAUAAGACAAAGAUAAAAAACGUCAAAACUUCUAAUGAACAGAUACAUGUAAAAAAAGAACCAGUUAAAAUGAAUGUGUUGCCUCAAGCGAUCCUACAAAGCCCAGGGGAGCAUCCCAGGUUCAUAGAGCAGACUAUUUGCCCCUCAUUAGACUUUGCAAGGAUUCAUUUGAUCAAAGACAAAGAUGGCAUAGAUGAUUAUUUGGCGAAGAAUAUCAAAGGCUUGUCAAAACAAGAAGCUGCUGCUAACAGGAAUUCAUACAAGAAGAACAUCUGCAUAGACAUGCUGCGACAGGGUUAUCACAAGUCCUUCUCCGAGCUCUUCACUCUGAUACAGAAGUGGGAUGCCUUGAGGGAGGCUGCGGGGCCUGGGUCAGCCAUAUGGCAGCAGAAGUCCCUGGAGGAGCAGCCUGAUAAGCUGGAUCAGCUUUACCACUUCCUGACCAGGGCUGAGGCAGCCCAGCGAGCAGGGCACUAUGAGGAGGUUUACGAUAACCAACUUAACUUGGCCUACUGUUUCAGUGACCCUGAGGACAAAUGGUUAAGUAAUUACUUUUAUGAGCAAUGCUUUAACACUGCUCAACUAAUAAAAAUUGAUGGUGGGAAAAGAGAGGCACAAGCACAUGCAAAUAUGGGCCUCAUCAAUGAGGAACAAGGUCAUGUCAUGAAAGCUGCUGAGCAUUAUGAAGCAUUUUAUCAACUAACAGAGGGUUCAACAUGGAAGGAUGAGACAGGCCAUACUUACAAUUCACUGGCAUGUGAGCAUCUCUGGAGAAUUUAUACAUUACUAGCAGACAAAAUGCUAGAAAAUAAAGAACACCAACAGGCCAUCAAAACGCUAAUAAAAGCUUUAAAAAUGGCAAAAGAAG
Messenger RNA from Pygoscelis adeliae (Adelie penguin), 877 nucleotides. It is a transcript of the gene TTC29, whose product is annotated as tetratricopeptide repeat domain 29. The annotation marks the transcript as partial. NCBI's taxonomy places the organism in Eukaryota, Metazoa, Chordata, Aves, Sphenisciformes, Spheniscidae. The transcript is spliced from 6 exons. Gene Ontology annotation, molecular function: protein binding. The record is from RefSeq and is a predicted model, not a curated record.